Aphanomyces invadans is the source of this 3440-nucleotide messenger RNA. RefSeq lists its product as hypothetical. Lineage: Eukaryota; Oomycota; Saprolegniomycetes; Saprolegniales; Verrucalvaceae. The transcript has a single exon. Bases 2032 to 2703 code for a protein of 223 amino acids. The record is from RefSeq and is a predicted model, not a curated record.
CAACGUUUCAACGAGACCGAUCAACUUGUAGUUUUGCCACUGCAGCGUGAAGCGCGUGAUGUUUUGCAGCGUCCAGUACGCGACCUCGUGGGCAAGUGGACGUGGCGCCACCAUCACGUCCUGCACCCACUCGAUGCCUUCCGCCGUCUUGCGCAAUUCACGAACGAGUCCCACGUCGACAGCACCCCCCCAGCACGAUCGAAACGCGACCAUGUCUGUGUUGCGGAAGAGCGAUUCCAUGUAGACCGCUCCGUUGGACCGCAUCCCUUGGUCGCACCGCUGCUGGCGCGACGCCGUGUUGGCCACCCCCCACCGGCGACGGAAGUCGACCCAGCAAAAUUGCGUCGCAACCCAGGGCAAGUCGCAGGGGGGCGUCGACUGGAUGCCGUUGAUGAUGGCUGGUAACGCGACGUCGUGGAAGUGCGCAGUAUUGGCCGCGUACUGGCUGCUGGCGACCGCCGUCGCGCUUCCAUUGUACCACGCUUGCAACUGCACAUCCGACGCAUUCAGGACGACCCGACCCCGUUGAGUCGCCCCUUCGACGUUGAACCAGUCAAUCAGGAAUGCCUGCAUGCCGGUGCUAUUGAGCCCUUCCCACAAAAACGUGUUGCUGAUCUUGGAUUCAGUGACAAAGAAGAACGACGCGGACGACCCGGCGGACACAACCAAGAAGACGAGGCCAACCACGGCUCGAAAGCGGUGCGACGUCAGAAGCGCUGGACUGGGCCGCUGCACGAGGUCGUGUGACGGACCAAGGACAGAUUUGGUCGACAAUUGCGGCUUCAGGCGAAGGGUCGGGGCGCGAAAGACGUGAGAACCCUCGAUCGACGGCAAGACCACCCACAGCAGAACGCUAAAGUCGCACGCGAGUUUCUUCGUUCGGAACGGCAAGAUCCCACUAAAGAUGCUGCAGGCCACCCCAAAGUCGAGCUCGGACGCGUCGUGCCGUCCAAAGUGCGCAGACGCCACGGCCGGAAUGAUCACGGGGACCUUGGACGGGGUGGUUUUGACGUCGACGAGCAUGGCCAUGCCCCACGCGAGCACGAUCGAAGCAACGUGAACGACGCACAACAGCACAAACCGGUCGAAGCUCCCAAUGUCGACGUAACCAAACACGCACGCGAGUUGAACCUCCAUGUUGGUGCUGAUGCAUUCGCGCGUCGUAGACGCGGUUGCAACGACGGGGCUGGCAAGAUCGAGAACGAUCGACGUCGCCCAGACCAAGGCCCCACUCACCACGCCGCACUGCAUCGUGUGUCGGCCGGUAAAGAGCGACAACACGUCGUUUACAGCGUACGUGAGCCAGAGCGCCUCGCCCGCCACGACAAACGUUUCCCAGAAUUGCCGUGGUUGCAUGAAAAAGCUCGUGUACCCAUUGCGUGUGACCAACUUGAUUUUGGCGGUGCUCAGCAGCGUCAUCGCCGUGAGCCCGCGCAGCAUCAAGAGGGGCCGUCCCAUCCACACCACGCCAGCCACGCGAUAAGCGGCCAGGAGGUGUCGAAUCGACAACGCACGCCGACGGACGACCGCCGCCAACAUCGCCACCCCCACCACCGCAAAGAGAACGCCAUUGCCAUACCACAGCAGCAUCCACAUUGCGAACGCAAAUCGAUUUGGGGUCGCGAGUGGGUCGAACACAAACGAUUCCGGGUUGUACUGCUUGGAGAUGAGAACGACCGUGGACUCGUCGCCGUCCAUCGCGACGACUUCACGAGCGCCUUGAACCCAAUCAAGCACGUGCAGCCAGCCAAAGACAGCCCACGCCGGGUCGUUGUCCAACAAGUUCUGGUGCAAGAUCAACGACGUGCCGUUUCGAGAGGCAUAUUGCAUCAACCCUACGUUGAGUUGGCUUGUUUCGUGCCGUGCGAUCGGCGCCAGGGUGGCCAUGACGUCGUCCGUUCGGCUAGACACUGCUCGCCAGUCGGCAAUAAAUUGCUUGGCCGCCAGCAUACGCUCCUCGCAAGCACCCGCCGUGUCGCUCCCGGUCAAGGCGCAAAUGGCCUUGGGCAUCACGUCGCGUUGGAAAAAGUAAUGCACGAGCCAUUGCGCCAUCACGACGUUCACGAACGUCGAUUCCACCGUCAUCUGAGGGUACGGCCGCGCGCAUCCGUCGUCAAACCCAAUGCUCUGCUGCACGUACGACCGAAGCGUCCCCAUGUAGCACAAUGGAUUUCCACCGGCGUAGGUGUGGCCUCGCCAGUGGGGAGGGACCAUGGCGAAGAUCGACUUGGACCACGGCGUUGUGAGAUGAUGUUGCUGGAUGUCGUGGACGAGGGCUUUGUGGAGGAGCGUGUGCAGCUGGAGCAGCGAUUGCGGGGGCUGCACGUACAACAGGUCGAGGGACCCGAUGGGCCCGACCACUUCGUGGAGGAGAACACUCCAAACUGUGUCGGGGUAGCCCCCCGUCCACAUUUCGACGUUUUUCGAGUCGGGAAGACGGACGAACGAGUUGGAUGCGCUCCGAACGAGGCUUGCAUUGACGUCUCCGGCAUACAAGAAGCCAUUCCAUACGCCUUGCGACGCCAAUCCACUUGUCCACAGCCCCCACUGGCUGAUGGUGUGGUGCAGGGGAAUGGAAAACGUUGCAAACACGGUGCGGACCGCCACGGAGCCGUCAAACGCGAUCUCUUGGUGGUUGUGCCACGCAAUGGUGUACCGCGAGACGUUCUUGUCCGUCCAAAAGGCCACUUCCGCCUCGACUGAAGUCGAUGCCACGGCGGCUUUGGUGCGCUCUAGCCACGCCGCGCCGCCGACCGCUUCGCGCAACGCAUUUCCGUACGCCACCUCAAAGUUUGCUCCCCACGUCGGAUACCAUUUGUCCCAGACCGUAUUGCGCAGCAACGCUUCCAAGUACACCGCGCCGUUGUCGGCAAACCGCGCGUGACAGCGCUGCUGCCGCUUUGUCGUGAAUGCGACUUCCCAUCGCCGGUCAAAAUCAAGCCAGCAGUGGCACGUGAGAGAUCUCGCGCUCUUCCGAAUCGUUUGGACUCGAAGAGACGCCACAGCAAAUGCUACAUUGGUUAGCUCUUCCGCAGCCAAGCGUCGAUUCCGCGUCAUUUGAAUCGUAGUCGCUGCGUCAAGGGCCGAGUAGUCCUUGGCAAGCGCCUCGUCAGGGGAAAAUAGCGCGAGCGGCGCCACGUCGUCGGUCGAGACCUUCCACAGCUGGGCAUUGUACACGUCCGCCAUGAACGCUUGGGCGGCGGCGUUGAAAUCCGUCCAAAAGUAGUCAUUUUCAACGUACGACUGGACGACAUGCAUGUACGCGAUCGUGACGGCAAACGAAGCCGCAGCCGCCACGACACCUACCACAAGCGCCACGUGAUGCCAUCGAGAGAGUCUCGCUGCAACCAGGAGCGACGCGCUCGAGUCGACAUGGGCAACCUGCAUCGUUGUCGUCAACGCCCGCAAAUUCUCGAUGGCCCCGCAACCCUUGACACACA